CUCUGAAGAAGCUUUACAAAUGGCCUCCAGACUCGUGAAAGGGUGUUAACGCCUCCAGGGAUGGAAAUGGAGCUCCGCUUUGGAAGAUGUUGGUCCCAGGGCACUGGGAUGGGUUGAGGCCAACCAUGCCCAGCCUGACGCUGCUUUUCACAGCAGCUCUGCUCUCCAGCUGGGCCCAGCUCCUGACUGACGCCAACUCCUGGUGGUCGCUAGCUCUGAACCCGGUGCAGAGACCCGAGAUGUUCAUCAUCGGCGCUCAGCCUGUGUGCAGCCAGCUUCCCGGGCUUUCCCCAGGCCAGAGAAAGCUGUGCCAGCUGUAUCAAGAGCACAUGUCCUACAUCGGGGAGGGAGCCAAGAUGGGCAUCCGGGAGUGCCAGCACCAGUUCCGGCAGAGGCGAUGGAACUGCAGCACAGUGGACAACACUUCCGUCUUCGGCAGAGUCAUGCAGAUAGGGAGCCGGGAGACUGCCUUCACCUAUGCAGUGAGCGCUGCGGGGGUGGUGAAUGCCAUCAGCCGAGCUUGCCGAGAGGGUGAGCUGUCCACCUGUGGCUGCAGUCGUGCUGCGAGGCCCAAGGACUUGCCGCGAGACUGGCUGUGGGGUGGCUGUGGGGACAACGUGGAGUACGGCUACCGCUUUGCCAAGGAGUUUGUGGAUGCCCGGGAGCGCGAGAAGAAUUUCGCCAAGGGCUCAGAGGAGCAGGGCCGAGCCCUCAUGAACCUACAGAACAACGAGGCCGGCCGCCGGGCUGUGUACAAGAUGGCCGACGUUGCCUGCAAGUGUCACGGAGUCUCGGGCUCCUGCAGCCUCAAGACCUGCUGGCUCCAGCUGGCCGAGUUCCGCAAGGUGGGGGACAGGCUGAAGGAGAAGUACGACAGCGCCGCGGCCAUGCGCAUCACCCGCCAGGGCAAGCUGGAGCUGGCCAACAGCCGCUUCAACCAGCCCACGCCGGAGGACCUGGUGUACGUGGACCCCAGCCCUGACUACUGCCUGCGUAACGAGGCCACGGGCUCCCUGGGGACGCAGGGGCGCCUCUGCAACAAGACCUCGGAGGGCACGGAUGGCUGUGAGCUCAUGUGCUGCGGCCGCGGCUACGACCGCUUCAAGAGCGUCCAGGUGGAGCGCUGCCACUGCAGGUUCCACUGGUGUUGCUUCGUCAGGUGCAAAAAAUGCACGGAGAUCGUGGACCAGCACGUCUGUAAAUGACGGCGCCCGUGCGCGCCUCCCGCCCGCUCCUGUCUGCCUCACAAAAGUCUAUAUUAUAUAAAUCUAUCUUAAAUAUAUUUUAUAUUUGUACAAAAAAGGAUGGAUGGAUGAUAAAUAAUCAAAGAGAAGAGAGCGGACAGGAGGAGGGUAAGAGACGCUGGCCCUCUGUGAGGACUGGGCUUUGCUGGUCGUCUGCAGCCAGUGGGAGAGAAACGGGCUUUUCCCUGCUUUUUACCUUCUGAACACCGGCCUGAGAGUGUCUAGGUGCCAUAGCCUCCAGGAGAGAGAGGUGGUGGUUAGGUUAGAGCAAGGAGAUGGGCCUGUUUCAAAUCUGCAGUCCUUUGGGGAAGAUGAGUGUCCGUGGCCCUGGCCAGGAGACCCAGGGUCUCUGUGGAAGAUGGAAAGAACCCCAUGGUGGCCCAGGUCUUCCCCAGAACGGCGAGAGCUUUAGUCAUCCUUGUUUCUUUUCUCAUCUGAGUGCACGAUCGCAAUAAAGCCUCCUUCCCCGCCACUGGGGAGAGGUCUCAGGUCCCUCUACCUGGUGAACGUGAGAUCUGUGCCUCCCUGGACGCUGGAUCUGCCUCCCGAUGAGACUUUCACCAGCUCCCGCCACAAGCCAAGGGAAAACGGCCAUGUCACUGCUACACCAAGGAAGACGUGGAGCAAACCUGGGUUUUGACUGGGGACCAAGUGCUUGUCGCUCUGCCUUCUUGCACGGACAGGAAACUGUUGCUGCUGCUGUCACUUCAUCUAUCAAGGGAGGCUUCGAACUACAGGGCAUGCUGGCAGGUCAGCUCAACUGCCUUGUCUGUUUGUCAUCUCUGCCCACAUGUACAGUGUCCCGCUGACAUUAAAUAUCUUUUACUGGG
Messenger RNA from Psammomys obesus (fat sand rat), 2074 nucleotides. It is a transcript of the gene Wnt5b, whose product is annotated as Wnt family member 5B. Gene Ontology annotation, molecular function: cytokine activity; frizzled binding. Lineage: Eukaryota; Metazoa; Chordata; Mammalia; Rodentia; Muridae. Gene Ontology annotation, biological process: neuron differentiation; multicellular organism development; canonical Wnt signaling pathway. The coding region runs from base 87 to 1205 and encodes 372 amino acids. The transcript is spliced from 5 exons. Gene Ontology annotation, cellular component: extracellular region. The record is from RefSeq and is a predicted model, not a curated record.